Messenger RNA from Ziziphus jujuba (common jujube), 1653 nucleotides. RefSeq names its product 3-ketoacyl-CoA synthase 19. Bases 124 to 1518 code for a protein of 464 amino acids. The record is from RefSeq and is a predicted model, not a curated record. Gene Ontology annotation, molecular function: acyltransferase activity, transferring groups other than amino-acyl groups. NCBI's taxonomy places the organism in Eukaryota, Viridiplantae, Streptophyta, Magnoliopsida, Rosales, Rhamnaceae. The transcript has a single exon. Gene Ontology annotation, biological process: fatty acid biosynthetic process. Gene Ontology annotation, cellular component: membrane.
UAAACACAAAAUUAUAUACAUAUAAAUAUAUAAAUAGUUCUCUCCAUAUUACCCCAAAAAAAUAAAAAUAAAUAAAUAAAUAAAAAAUAAAAAGAAAGAAAAGAAAAAACUCUCUCUGUGGCCAUGGAGUUCAUUUUCAUGUUGAUCUUUCUAAUCCCACUACUCUAUGCAAUCUUCCAUCUCUGCAACUUGCUUCUAAAAUGGAGAAACUCAUUCUGCUACAUGCUAGCCUAUCAAUGCUACAAACCCUCCGACGCUGAAGCUAGAAAGCUCGACACAGAAUCCUGCGUCAAAAUAAUCCUUCGGAACAAGAAUCUCGGUCUGGAAGAGUACAGAUUCCUUCUCAAGACCAUGGUCAAGUCCGGACUCGGCGAAGAAACGUACGGUCCGAGAAGCAUCAUCGAAGGAAGGGAACAAAACCCUUCUCAGGUGGACUCUCUUUCCGAGAUGGACGACAUAUUCUUCGACACGCUCGACGGUCUCUUUAGAAAGACGAAAAUUCCUCCGUCGCAGAUCGACAUUCUCGUCGUCAAUGUCUCAUUAUUCUCUCCCAUGCCUUCCCUCUCAUCCCGUAUCGUAAACCGGUACAGAAUGAGAGGCGAUAUCAAGACGUUCAACCUCUCCGGUAUGGGCUGCAGUGGCAGCCUCGUCGCCAUCGAUCUCGUCCAGCGUUUGUUCAAGACGUACAGCAAUUCCAACGCCAUCGUCGUCAGCUCGGAGUCUCUGGGACCGAACUGGUAUUGUGGCAAAGAAAAGCCGAUGAUACUCGCCAACUGUCUCUACCGAUCAGGAGGAUGCUCCAUGCUUCUCACGAACAAGCCGAGUUUGAAAAACAGAGCUAUACUGAAACUGAAAAGCGUGAUCAGAACACACCGGGGUUCGUCCGAUGAAGCAUAUGAAUGCUCUUUACAAGUUGAAGAUGAACACGGACAAAGAGGUUUCAGACUCACCAAAAAGAUAGCAAAAGUUGCAGCCAAAGCUCUCGCUAUGAAUCUCCAAAUGCAAGUACGUAGAGUUUUACCAUUGAGGGAAUUGAUUUACUAUGUUGCAUUUUCUCUUUUUUGUCAAAGUAAGAAAUCGAAUAUUCCUAGCCAUGAAACUGCAGCAAGAGGAGGCUUGAAUCUUAAAGCUGGGAUUGAUCAUUUUUGUGUGCCUCCAACUGAAAAUGCAGUGAUUAAUGGGAUCGGUAAAGGUUUAGGACUGAACGAGUAUGACCUUGAACCUGUUAGAAUGGCACUUCACAGGUUUGGUAAUACUUCAUCAGGUGGGCUUUGGUAUGUUUUAGGUUAUAUGGAAGCAAAGAAGAGGUUAAAGAAAGGAGAUAAGAUUUUGAUGAUAAGCUUUGGAGCAGGUUAUGAAUGUAAUAAUUGUGUUUGGGAGGUGGUGAAAGAUUUGGAUGAUAAGAAUGUUUGGAAAGAGUGCAUAGAAAAUUACCCUCCAAAAGAUGUGAUAAACCCUUACGUGGAGAAGUAUGGUUGGAUCAAUGAUGAGUAUUUGAGCUUUGUUAGGUUUGACUAAUUAAUAAAUGGGAGAUUAUUUAUUUUUGUUUGUUAUGAUGGAGGAAUCUAUUUUUCUUAACUUUUUUCAUAAUUUGUUGCAAUUUUGGAAUAUUGUAACUAAACAAUAGCCGGAAAAACAAUGUCCAUGAGGAUA